Metarhizium album ARSEF 1941 is the source of this 501-nucleotide messenger RNA. RefSeq lists its product as uncharacterized. The transcript has a single exon. The record is from RefSeq and is a predicted model, not a curated record. Bases 1 to 501 code for a protein of 166 amino acids. Lineage: Eukaryota; Fungi; Ascomycota; Sordariomycetes; Hypocreales; Clavicipitaceae.
AUGAGUCUCUUCAAUGAUAAGCCAGAAGACACAGGUCCUAUUGUGGCCCCAAGGAAGCUGCUUCUUUGGCCAUCAGAUUGGCAGGAUUGGUACUGGGAACUGCGCGAGCAUUGUAGGGCAAGGAAGCUUUGGGAUGAUAUAAACCCUAAUCUACCGGAGCAGGAGACUGAUAGUUUCCCUGAGCCCCAGCGCCCUACGGCUGACGAAGCCAGAGCUCUCUUUAACAAGUAUAGGCAUGAUAUUAAGAAUUGGACGAUCACUGAGGCCUCCAAGAUAUUGGAUAUGGACUACGAUCAUGACCGUGCCGACUGGAUACGCAAAGAGGAUCACGUAAUCGCUAUACGUGGCUGGUUCUCUGUUUCGAUCGAACGAAACCUAUAUAUGGCAACCUGUAUUGAGCUGGAAAGAAAGAACCCUAAUUACACUAUCAGGCAGCUAGUCAAGGCGCUAAAGGCGCAGCUCGCUCCAGCUCAAUCGAGCGUACAAGAGAAGGCUUUUUAG